AGUCUUUCUUUAAAUUUCAAUCCAAAAAUGUCGAUAAAAAUUUGCCUGGCACUUUUGUGCUCACUCGUGCUGAAUAAAUGUGAAGAAUUGGAGAUUCCGCAAGAAUAUAUUGACGCAAAAUCACCAAUGGAGUCACAAUUUUACCUGCGAAUCAUCGAUUCCAAUUUUCCAGGCCUGUACGAUAAUGUCUUAGCCAGCAUAGAGGCACGAAUUGCUGGCGGUGAGUCAACGAAUGCCGAAAAAUUUCCUUAUCAAGUUCUCAUGUACAUGAUUGAUAAAAAUGGCUCAAAUUUUAUUUGUGGUGGAAGUUUGAUAACUUAUGAGUGGGUGCUGACUGCUGCUCACUGUCUUCAUGGUUUUGUUAGCAUUGCUGUCUUUUUGGGCGUGUCUGAUCGUAUCAAUGGACCAACUGUAUGGUCUGGAAAUGUCACAAGUCGGAAUCAACUAUUUGUUCAUCCACAAUACAUCCCAACGAGUCAUGCUAAUGACAUUGCACUUAUUAGAUUGGAAGGAAUUGAUGCUGGAAUUUUAGACAAUAGUAAUGUUGCGACUGUCGCUAUUCCAACACAUGCUGAAGCUAAUAUCAGUUUAAUUGGCAUGAGAGGCACAGUCAGUGGAUUUGGAUCAACAUCUGAUACAAAUAAAGCCUCAAUUGACCUUAGAUUUGUAACAAUGCCAAUAAUUUCUAAUCAGCAGUGCCAAAUGACUUUUGGAAAUUUCAUUCGACCGACAAAUCUUUGUAUGAGCGGGAAUGGUGGAAGGAGUGUUUGCUCGGGUGACUCCGGAGGUCCAUUAGUAGCUGAAAUCUCACCAGGAGAGAUUGUUCAAGUGGGAGUCGUUAGCUUUGGUCACAAACACGGCUGCACUUUAGGCCACCCAGGAGUCUUCACAAGAAUUAGCAAUUAUUUAAAAUGGAUCGAAAGUCAUACUGGAAAGAUUCAAAGAACUCCAUCAAGUAGCACAAUUGGUCCUGUUGGUGGGUCUCAUUUAGAUGGAAAUUCAGCAGUUCAUAUUGUGAUAGGAAAAAUAUUUUUAUUACUCACUAUUGUGACUCAUUUUAUGCUGUAGAUUAUUUUAUUAAUUUGCUAGGUUUAAAUAAUUCAAGAUAAAUUUUCAAAAUAGAGUAAAAGUGUAGACAAAUUUGAUAGAUUUAAGAGAAAUUUAUUUUAAAAA
Messenger RNA from Chironomus riparius, 1173 nucleotides. Lineage: Eukaryota; Metazoa; Arthropoda; Insecta; Diptera; Chironomidae. The record is from the annotation of a GenBank genome assembly.